Molecule: messenger RNA, 888 nt
Organism: Magallana angulata
Lineage: Eukaryota; Metazoa; Mollusca; Bivalvia; Ostreida; Ostreidae
Exons: 4
Coding region: 89-742 (217 amino acids)
Source: RefSeq, a predicted model, not a curated record
CGUGUGCUCAUCCGGAAGUCGUUACAAACACAAAUGACAUAUAACCUGUUCAUAGUCAGUUCCUUGUGUAAAGUCGUACAGCGAAAACAUGGGGUACGGUCAAACGUUAGCAUGGAGUCUUCUUAUGAUACUUUUAGAUAUGCCAAACAUUGUGCAAAGUCGAUUGUUUGUAUCGUACAGUAGGUCAUCCAGAACGGUGACUAAUAGAAGGAUCACAUACACUCAAACAAACUCACAGUUGAUGUGGAUAUUUGUCGGAUUCUUUUUCGGUGCCAUUAUACUGGUUUUAUUAUGCUUCUUUUGUUACAUUAAAUGCAGACGUAAACCCUCAGCACCAGGAACUACUGGAGCUUCCGUAACAGCCACGGCCGGUCCAAGGUACGAUAUUGACCCUCCUCAAUACUCACAAACAGUGGAACCCGGUCAUCAAAGCCUAAAGCCCCCAGAAGGACCCCUUCCACCACGUUAUAGUGACAUCAUCAAUUCGUCAGGUGACGUCACGUUAUCACAAGGUGCUAUUGACAACCCAGCAUUCACUACAGAUGACGAAACACUUACUGAACAAAACGUGGAAGUAAGAACUGAUUCUUGUAAUAUAGCUGUCUCGGAGAGGCCUUGUGAAAUACGAGAGGACCAAAUGAAAGAAGCGACAAACGAAAAUAACUGUAAGGAGGAUAAAGAUACACCAACACACGACAAAGCCGGGCUGAUUGACAAUGAAGUAGAGCACUCCGACAGCUAGGUCCACAUGUCCCGCAAGUUAUUGUCUGAUGAUAGUGUCUAUUGAUUGUAUUUGAUAUCUUGUAGAAUGUCUUGAUACUAUCCCAUUUCUUUACCAUGUAAAAGUUGCAUGGAAUCGAUUGAAAAUAAAUUAUUACAAAAAUUGAA